Messenger RNA from Sus scrofa (pig), 5171 nucleotides. RefSeq names its product olfactory receptor-like protein DTMT. Gene Ontology annotation, biological process: G protein-coupled receptor signaling pathway. Gene Ontology annotation, cellular component: membrane. Gene Ontology annotation, molecular function: G protein-coupled receptor activity; olfactory receptor activity. NCBI's taxonomy places the organism in Eukaryota, Metazoa, Chordata, Mammalia, Artiodactyla, Suidae. The record is from RefSeq and is a predicted model, not a curated record.
UGGCCUUGUAGUCAAUUUCAGGGUAAGGAAGUGCCAGAGACCAGGAGGUAAUUGGACACAUAUGGAGGUUCCAGAGAUGGUGGUGGCGGGGAGCUGCUAAGGUUUUCCUGUAGAAGUGAGGAGCUAGACAUGCCUCAGUAGAUUACACAUCCGGGUUUCUUUCUUGGCCUGAGGAAAAUGGAGUAUAUCUGGGGAGAGUUUAAUUUUUCUCUCAUUCCAGUACUUUCCAUGUGUCUGCAUGUAUUUGGCCCGUAAGUGUUAACUGCAGGUUUCUCUCUCCUCUGAGGUGUGUUUAUAAGGAAGUGGAUUGUGGUAAGAGGUUGACCAGCCUGAAAAUCUUGCCCCAAAAUAUGUGUCCUUAGUGACCCUAUGCUCAAAGGCCAGUGAUGGCUUCUUCUUGCCCAUAGCAUAAGGCCUGCUAAACUCCUGAGAUAAUUUAAGAUCUCACAGCCUGCUUCCUGCUUGAUUUUAUGGCCUCUCCAACCAUCUUCCUUCACCUCCAGAUGUGAGCUACAGCCACACGUAGUAGUGUAGGCGCCAAACACAAAAGUCUACUGUUUAUCAGCUAAACAGGCAGUGAUUAAGUUUUCAUACAUGAGCUUCUCUCCCUCCCCACCUUCCCUGAAGUGUAUAGUCAGGCGUGAUUAGUGAUUGUAAUCAGUUCAGGAGUUGGAGAGCCUUUGUCCUAGAGAGGCCUUGGAUAAUUACUUUGUCUUUAAUGAAUUCUUCCAGGAUCUGGACUCCUCUGGGAUCCAGGGCCCUUUGGGCCCAGGGAUGAUUAGAACCGUAGACAGGAGAAGAGCUUUUGCAGACGAAGGUGAGGGUGGCAGAGGCUCUUUCACAUGCCUUAGUGGAUAAAGGGGAGCAGGAUCUUGGGUCAGGGUCCUGGAGUCCCCCUCAGACACACAGGGUAAGUUGGGCAGAGGGCAGCUGAGCUGCUCCCUUAGGGUUCUUCCAACCUGAGGCUCUUGUUUUCCAGGUUGUGCGAUGUUCUGCAGAAGGUCUCGGGGUGCGAGAACCCGCCCCUUCUCCAUGUCUCUGCCUCCCCUGGUUUCUCCACAUUUGAGAAGUAUUUUUAUUAAGUUUCACUUGUCACCAUGCUUUUAUUAGUGAUAGCAUUAAGAAAUAUUACUUAAUAUAGAGUCUACUUCCACAGUUUGCGUCAUUUCAACAAAAUAACAGCUCUUGAGGUAGGCAUUAAUGGAAUAGCUCCGACCCCUUGUUCUACUUCAGAAGCACCUCUGAGCUUUGAACAGCUUUGUGCAGCCCUCUUCUCACAGACUGUGGUUAGCAGUCACUGAGGGGUGAGUGGUCAUAUUUCUGUUGAAAAGCGAGGUGUAUCCUUGCUCCUCAGGGUGUAGUCCGUGGACCGCGGCAUGAACCGUACGUACCUGGGUGCUAAUUUAAAAUGUAGAAGUUGGCCUGCAGACUCGGAAGCAGUGUGAACCCAGAGCUCCAAGGUGGUUUGCAUGGAGAUUACAUUUAAGAAGCACUGCCUGAGGGGAUUGGUAUGUGCCGAGAACUCCUGAUUGAAAGGGUGAAGAAGGUGAGGGGCUCGUUGCAUCAGCAGCGCCGGGAUCCUCAAGUGCUGCCUCUGGUUUGUCAUCCCCAGUCAUACUGUCAGCACAGGAGUCAGGUCCCACGCAGUUAUCAGGGAAACAAAAUUCCGAGAAGCCUGGUGAGUGAUUUCUGCUACGUGUUUCUUCCCACUGUGAUGCCAGUAGCUGCGGCCGUGUGUUAAAUCCUGUUACUGUGUCCGGGUCAACUGGCAUCAAGGGGUGCAAAUCCCAGCAGUGGGACUCCGUUAUGUGUUCAGUGAAGGAGGGUCCCCCAUCUCUUCGUGCUUGUCGUGUGCUUUCUUUGUCAGCUUUGAGGCACCCCGGCGAGAGUUAGGCUUAACCAGAGACUGAGAUCCAGUGGGGCGUUCUGUCUGUCUCUCCAACUCCAUGUGUAUACGUGCAUGUAUGUCUAAUAUCCCCAUCGUCCAUCGUCUGAUAGUGAAAUUGCAGUGUGUUUGAAGCACCGUGUCAUAUUCUGUGGGGACGAGACUACGUCCCUACAUUUUGUAAUAAAACGUGAGCUUUAGUGCUGAAUGGUUGAGGCUAGCAUGUUCUUGUCCUGGGAAGAUUGAGUAGGAGUGGUGGUUCUAACCGAAAAGGCGUUUUGCUGCCUUUCACGUUGGAGGAAUGCAUGUCUCAGCCUAAAGCACAGGCAGUAAGUCUUUAGGAAACACGACCCCUAUCCAGGCAGUGUGCCGUGUGCUAGCUCUGCUGUAGUUGUGAAGGCAGUUGUAGACGUGGUGUUUCCUGCGUGGCCUCUCUUGUCUGGCAGGGAAGGUGGCUACGAGGAAAUAAUCCCCUUGGCCUGGCGUGUCGUGGGAGGAGCACGGGAUGCUUGGAAACAGAGCAGUGGGUGUCGCCUGGUCUGGGGAGACAGGGAAGGUUUGCUGGGUUAGCGGCAUGCAAUCUGUGAGAAGGAUAAAUGGGGGCAGGCCACGUGGAGGGCGCCGAAGGAAGAAGAUGCUGGGGAAGAGGAGCAGCAGAUGCCGGAUGCUGGGGCAAGAUGGUUGCAUUUAAGUCCCGCAUUGCUGGAGCGUGAGCUGUGAGUGUAGUGUGGCGGCCAGAUGAAGCUAUGGAGGCAGGCAAGGGUUAGGUUAUGAGUCACCUCUGAAAGGCAUUCGGCUUUAAGGACUCUGCCUUCAUGUCAAGAGCAUUGAGAGUGCAGGGAGACUUUGUGGAGCAAGGUCACCGGUUCUCCAUCUUCAAAGGCCUCGUGUGAUGAAGGAUACUGACAUAGAGGGUUCCAAGCACGGCAGCAGGGAGAUGAAUUCAGAGCUGGUUCCAACAGUCCAGACAAGAUGUGAUGCCAGGUAGGCUGAUCUAAGGAUCUAAGGAUGUUGAUGAGAGAAAGGAGGGAAUGAAAGAAAACUGUCAUGGUUUCAUCUGGAGCCUGUGAAACUCUUUUUCUGAGCUGCGGAGAUGAGAGGAGGAGGGAGUUGGGAGAAGGGCACAGGGGAUGAUGUGUUUCUUUUGGAAUCCGUUUAGUUGAAAAUGCAUGUGAUGCCGUCGGAGAAAGCUAAUCAUGAAGCAGUUGAGUAUUUUUUGACUAGGUUAGCGAGACACCUAAAUGGAUGUCUAAAGCCAUUGGAGUAGGUGAGGUUUCCUGGAAGGUACAUGGAAUUAGAGGAGAACCGCCUGUGGGUAAAGGUCCUAGGACAUCCGUCAACUUGAAGCUGUGAACCAAAGAGAAGCCAGUUGUAGUUAUUCACGAUGUCUGGCCAGGCAGGUUUGAGGAAAACCAGUAUACGCUGUGUCUCAGAAUCUAAGGGAUAAAUAAGAGAGUUUUAGGGUGUUUGUGCUGUCGUGCGGUGGGGGAGAGUCCAGCGUUGUAUCUGAACUGGCAUGGGGUCGAUCCUGGCCCAGUGCAGUGAGUUCGGGAUCCAGGGUGUGUUGCUGCAGCUGUGGCAUAGGUCACAGCUUUGUUUCGGGUUCGACCCCUGGUCUGGGGGAACUUCCCUGUGCCAUGAGGGUGGCCAAGCAGGAAAAAACGAAAUGAGUGUUUUUGGCAAGUUGGAAUGUUGUUUCAUGUUGAAGGGAAGUAAAGUAAGAGCGUCAGUUCCCCUCAUAGGGAUUCUGUUUGUGGAGAUUUGAAAUAGUAUAGAGAUGGUCAUUAUUGGGGUGAGCGUGAGCUAAGGUAUUUUUGCAGAGCAUGUAGCAGACCAUGGAUCGUAUACUGAUGUUCAUUUUUAACUUCAGGUUUUCAUGGACACUGUCCUUUCCUCUUGAGGACCUUGGAGAAAGAGCAUGACAGGAAGAAAUCAAACGGUUGUUUCAGAGUUCCUCCUGCUGGGACUGCCCAUUGAGGCGGAGCAUCGAAGCCUGUUCUGUGCUCUGUUCCUGGCCGUGUAUCUUAGCACCGUCCUGGGGAACCUCCUCAUCAUGGUUCUCAUUUGCCUGGACGCCCACCUCCACACGCCCAUGUAUUUUUUCCUCAGCAAUUUGUCUUUCUCUGACCUCUGCUUUUCCUCUGUCACCAUGCCCAAAUUGCUUCAGAAUAUGCAGAGCCAACAUCCAUCCAUCCCCUAUGCCGGCUGCCUGACCCAAAUGUAUUUCUUCCUCUUCUUUGGAGACCUGGAGAGCUUCCUCCUUGUGGCCAUGGCCUAUGACCGCUACGUGGCCAUCUACUUCCCCCUGCGCUACACCACCAUCAUGAGCCCCAAGCUCUGUCUCUCCUUGGUGGUGCUGUGCUGGCUGCUGACCACGUUGCACGCCAUGCUGCACACCCUGCUCAUGGCCAGACUGUGUUUUUGUGGGGACAACGUGAUCCCCCACUUUUUCUGUGAUUUGUCUGCUCUGCUGAAGCUGUCCUGCUCUGACACGGGCAUUAAUGAGUUGGUGAUAUUUAUCAUGGGGGGGCUCAUUCUUGUCAUUCCGUUCCUACUCAUCGUCAUGUCCUAUGCACGGAUUGUCUCCUCCAUCCUCAGGGUCCCUUCUACUAGGGGUAUCCGCAAGGCUUUCUCUACCUGUGGCUCCCACCUCUCUGUGGUGUCACUGUUCUAUGGGACAGUAAUUGCUCUCUAUUUGUGCCCAUCAGCUAAAAAUUCUACUGUGAAGGAGACGGUCAUGGCUAUGAUGUACACUGUGGUGACCCCCAUGCUGAACCCCUUCAUCUACAGCCUGAGGAACAGAGACAUGAAGGGAGCCCUGGGAAGAGUCUUUUGGAAAAGGAAAACUCCCUUCUCUCUAUGUUGCUGAAGCUUGGGAUGUUCAUAUAAUUUUAUGCAGUAAACUGUUCACAUUAAUCCUGGGCUUGUAACCUAGAGUUCUUUUUUCCUCUGUAUUGUUUUUGUGAAAAAACUUAGUAUGAAAUUUCCCAGCAAGCAAGUGAGAUAGAGUGGAAGUAUGGAGUUGAACUUGAAAAGGGGAUCUCAGGGACUUGCUAGCAGGGUCUCGCUCUUUGUUUUACCCAGGUGAUCCUAAGCAGCAUCAUUUAGAAACCUGGAAUUGAUCUUUCUUUCCAGUUGCUCAACAACUAAUUGAAUAUGUUUAUAAAACCUCACACCUACUUUAAACAAUACUCUGUAUCCCCAGGUCUAUACUGGUUAAUGCUCACAUUUCUUACUCUUCAUCUUACCUGUCCUAAACGGGUUCUUUAAACUUUAUUUUUAUUAC